GGUAUUGUGGUUAACUGCUACAACAGCAAUCAUCAUCAUCAUCAUCAUUAUCAUGGUCGUCAUGUCACCACGCAGUUUGUUGCGUGCUUUACCUAUGUUUCGAGAAAGACCAAUUUAACCUUAAUGAGUCUCGAGUGUAUGAAGGGACAUUGCUUAUGGAAGGCACAGCCCAAACAUGACAUCGGCUACUUUCUGCCGGGGAAGCAGCCAAUGUGCGUGAUUUCUAGGUUGUUUCCCAACAAUAAUGUUUUCAUGAAACCAAGGACACUUCAAUCAAUGGUAAAUCAGUUCCACCACCAAAUUUGUGUGGUAUUCACACUUUGGUGUCCAGUACGUCUCCCAGGCGACUGGCAUUCUAAUUCAGGCUAGCUUUCACUCGUCGAUUUUGAACCAGGCUAGGCCAAGACCUCGGAUUGUUCCAUCCACAUUGGAAUAGCUCUAAACCUCGGGGAGGCGAGAGAGCCAUUUGCAGUAGUAUUGAAGAUUAUGUUUCCCUCUUCUAAUGAGAAGGAUGCUGUUGCUUUGAAAUGGAGAGAACGUCAAAAUUCUGAUCAGAAACUGGAUCUGACAGUUACAUGUUAUUUCUGUUCCAAAAAAGGCAAAUCUUUCUUGCGGGUUCACACGAGCAUGAAACCAUUUUCGAAUACGCGGUGAUCAUCCAGGAACUCUAGCCACAAACAGCAGUGUCAGUGACAACAAAUUAUCUCCGGCUCGUAUUUUGCCGUUCCUUGGUUUUAAAUCCGUAUUCUGUGGCCCUUGCCUGUAAUGACAUGCUUGAGACUUUUCCUUCCCAAUUCCUAGUGUGGAUAUCCUGUUCCUUUGAAACCAAUUCCAGGCAAACCUCGGGUUUCCUUAACAAGGCGGGACGAACCUCUGUGCUCCAAAUGUUGCUCCCCUCGAUUCUCUGAGCUUGGGUGAGCACAAGGGCUGGUUGGUAAUCGUGUCCACGUGAGACGCAAAUAAGUAGUCAUUUGGACAUUUCCCCCUAAGUUUCCCUUCGGAUUGCCAGUUGCGUUCCAAAUCUCGUGUGAGCUUGAUUCCAAAGAGGUUUUUUUGUAGAUUGGAUCAAGCCACCUACUUACUCAUACAGACUAGCAUUCGAAUGCUCCCAGUUUGAAUGAAUAGCCACCAAAACUGAGAGAGCUAUGAAAAGGUCAGAUCAAACAUCAGCUCGAUCGAGUGGGCCCCCAAAAGUGAACAAGAAGAUUCUUUUGAGCGAGGAGAUGGAAGUGACACUCAAACGGAUUCAAGAGUCCAAGAACGUGAUUGGUGUGAUAGUGAUCAAUUCGGAAGGCAUGCCCGUGAAAUCAUCCUUGGACAGCACACUCACCGUUCAGUAUGCGGACUUGAUCUCACAAUUGUGUCAACAAGCGCAGUCUGUGAUCAGAGCCUUGGACCCGACCAACGAUCUCGACUAUUUCCGCGUGAAAAGCAAGAAGUACGAAAUUCUGAUUGCUCCGGAUUCCAGCUACGUUCUGAUUGUCCUCCAAAAUCCCAUUGUCGAGGAAUUGAAUGUGAAAUGACUUUUGGUGGAAGGGCAAUGAAUAAAUAAUGAAAUGUAUUUCC
Messenger RNA from Tigriopus californicus, 1566 nucleotides. RefSeq names its product dynein light chain roadblock-type 2-like. Gene Ontology annotation, cellular component: cytoplasmic dynein complex; centrosome; cytoplasm. Gene Ontology annotation, molecular function: dynein intermediate chain binding. The record is from RefSeq and is a predicted model, not a curated record. The transcript has 2 exons. Bases 1146 to 1523 code for a protein of 125 amino acids. Lineage: Eukaryota; Metazoa; Arthropoda; Copepoda; Harpacticoida; Harpacticidae. Gene Ontology annotation, biological process: microtubule-based movement.